Molecule: messenger RNA, 1947 nt
Organism: Tetranychus urticae (two-spotted spider mite)
Lineage: Eukaryota; Metazoa; Arthropoda; Arachnida; Trombidiformes; Tetranychidae
Source: RefSeq, a predicted model, not a curated record
UUAGUUAAACUUUCUUAUUAAUAACAUACACUUACCAGUUUAGUGAUUAGUUAUUUACCAUUAAAACCUAUUGCUUGGUUGUUUUUGUUCAACUUAUACCUUGCUUAUAAAGUGUUUUCAAUAACAACCAGCUCCAACAGUCUUUAUAUUAAACCUUUUUUGGUGAGUUUGUUUCUCUUUUUGCCUGUCAACAGCAAAUUUUUGAUUGUAAUUUUAAAUUGUUUAUCCAUUCUUAAUUGUAUACUUUGGUCCAAAUUCUUGUGUUCAACUCAUUUACAAAUUCAACUUUUCAAUUGAUUAAAAUCAGUUUUAUCUUGGUGGAUAACAACUCACAAGGAAAUGCCUACUGCGGAGCUUAGUCGACCCGAAACACUCUGGCCAUGGAUCAAUAGUGAUCAAGAUACAAUGAUUGAAGAGAUGAAAAAGGAACUGGAAAAGAAUGGCGGACGAAAGAUUACAAUUGACCAAUACGAAUUGUCAUCAACGGAAACCAAAAGUCUAGACCCUAAAACAUUGACCUGGACCACAAUAAACAGCUCUUCAAGUCCCGAAUUGUACAAACAAAUAGAUUUACAAUCAAGUACCGAUGGAACUGUUCCAAUCUUGAAACAAAACCAUUUCAAAGUAUCCAAUGGGAACAUUAACAUUGACUCCGAGUCAAUGUCUUCAGCUUCACCAAUUGGUGAGAUUAAAUAUAAUCGACCUGAAAGUUCACUUUCCCAAGCAAUCAGUAUUGACAUGGCAUCAAACAGGUCAACAUCAAGAUCUCGAGAUAGAUCCGUAUCACCAAGGCGAUCACGAAGUGAAAAAAAUGUAUCAAUCGGAGGAAUCACUGAACAUGUUGAUGAAUACAAUUACGAGAAGGAAAGUUCAACCAACCAAGAAUAUUAUUCACACAGAGACUCAUCCCAUGGAAAGCCUUUACCAGGUGACAAUGGUUUCAUCCACAGUUCAUGGUCUCACGGGAUAGACCAUGAUAGGGUCUCACCACAUUCAUCUCGUUCAGUAACUUCACCGGCACCACCAAGGUCCCGAUCAUCUUCGCCCAGUCAAUGGGCCAUUGUUGAGCGAAGUCAAACCCACGAGAUUAAACGAUCACCAACACCAGCUUUAUCAACUGCUGGAUCAACAGCUAAAUCAACCAGCUCAUUGGUUCGACCCUCUUCAGUGCCACCUUUUGAUGCUACUUUGAUCACUCUUCCAAGAUACAAAAAGGUCAUCUCACAGCCCUCCUCACCGUUGCCAGAUUAUUUGACCAAACUGCGUCACAUCAAGGUUGCUACAGUUCCAGUCCCGGUGCCACCUAAAUUUGGUACCUUGACUCAAGGUGGACGUUGGCCUAACGAGGCUCAAGGACCUGUUGACAUUGGUCCACCCUGUGAACUGUGUAAAAAGCCAAUCACUGAUACUCGCUUUAUUCAUCAUGAAGGUUUCCUUUAUCAUGUUGAACAUUUUACCUGUUCAUAUUGCUUCAAAUCAUUGAGACCCAAAGAUUUCAUGACUUCCUCGGACAACAAACCUUAUUGUGUUAAUUGUUUCAAACGAGAGUUUCCCUAAUCAGUAAUCUGUUGACUCUCUUAACCAUGGGCUUACCAUCGUAUCUUUUAUUUUACCAAUUAACAAUUAACUAACACCAAAUAUGCACACACACAAUUAAUAAUUACACACUCAAUCCAAGGUUGAAAUCAAGCUUUCAAAUGGACUUUCCUAUCCUUCAAUGUUAAGGUUAAUUUGAUGAAAAUUUCAAUGUCGAUUGUGCAUCAAUAUCCCAAGCCUACAAUCAAGGUUUACUUGACUUCCUCUUCACAAUUUGAAGUAAUCAUAAUCAAUUAUCAACCAUCAACUGAAUCAAUUAUGGAUUAAAAUUUAACUCAUUGUAUUCAAAAUUUACUCGAUUGUAAAGCACAGAAAAAAAACAAAUAAAAUUGUAAUACAAUUCAAAAACAA